This is a messenger RNA of Brenthis ino (lesser marbled fritillary), 765 nucleotides long. Lineage: Eukaryota; Metazoa; Arthropoda; Insecta; Lepidoptera; Nymphalidae. The record is from the annotation of a GenBank genome assembly.
AUGGAAGAGGAAUGGAUUAAGGUGAACGAUGUAGGUUGUAAUACUGGAGAAUUAACAAAACAAUUAUAUACUUAUUUAUCCACAAUAUAUAGUAAUGCAAAAAUUAAAAUGCUAGCUAUUGACAUUGACCCAACCUUGAUUAAAAGAGCUCAAGAACACAAUAAUGACUGUAAUAUCUUAUUCACUCCAUGUGAUAUCACUACAGAUGAAGGACAUAAAUUAAUAACAGAAUUUAUAAAAAUUCAUAACAAAGAUAUAUUGGAUAUAAUUUUUUGUUUUUCUGUUACAAUGUGGAUACACAUUAACAAUGGAGAUCAGGGAUUAGCACAAGUUUUAAAAUUUAUCAAAGAAAAUUCAAGAACAAUUAUCAUAGAACCACAACCCUGGAAAUGUUACAAAAAUGCUCAAAGGAGAAUGAGAAGAUCAGUAUUUGCUCAACGUAGUACUUUUUAUUCUUUUUUUCUACGCAAGAUAAUCAACAAAGAAAAAUUAAUUAAGGACUUGUUGUCACCAUGGCUAAGUAUAUGCAAAACCGCUUUAAUCAGAGACCCAUUCAAAAUACAUCAUGGAACCAACACAAUAUGUGGCGACAAAGACAUAAUUUGCAUAACAGACAUUUUACUAGACCUGUAUGGACAUCUCCAUUAUUGGAAUUUGACUAUAAAUAUUGGUGUGAAACAUGUGACAAAGGCUUUAGAACACCAGCUCAUCUUGAAUACCAUAGGAGUUUGCAUCAGAAAUGUAAUAUUGAUGGAUGCCAAUUUG